Messenger RNA from Phragmites australis (common reed), 1003 nucleotides. RefSeq lists its product as uncharacterized. Lineage: Eukaryota; Viridiplantae; Streptophyta; Magnoliopsida; Poales; Poaceae. The transcript is spliced from 6 exons. The record is from RefSeq and is a predicted model, not a curated record. Bases 119 to 808 code for a protein of 229 amino acids.
CAAUCAAUAAACAGAGAAUACUCACUCUCAAACUCUCACAAAUCCCUCUCAAUACGCCGCUUCCCUCCUCCCUCCGAAACUCGAAUCAAGCAGCGGAAUCUCCAGAUCUCGUGGCCUGAUGACGACGGCGGGGGAGGUGGACGCGGCGGCGGCCGCGGGCGGCGAGGAGCUGGAGCCGCUCUUCGAUUACAAGCGCGUGCAGCCCGCAAUGACCUUCCGCUUCGACGACAGCGACCUGGAGAAGGCGGACAUCUUCAAGCACUGCAACAAGCGCUCCAAGGUGGACGCCGCCGAGGGGGAUAAGGCUGACGAAAAGGCCGCCAAGGUGGUGAAUGUCGACGAGGAGGAUUGGCUGCUGCCACCGCCGCCGAAGCCCGCGUUCAGGGCCACUGCAGACGAGGACAGCGCAUUGCGGGAACUGAGAUUAAAGAAACAAGAGUUGGCAAAAUUUGCUGAAUCAGCUCAGGAAAUAUUGCAAAAGUUGGAUGAAACUGCCAAGAAUGAAGUUGGGGCCAAGGAACCACCUGAACAAAUAAUUCUAGAGGAAUCUGAACCGCAAGUGGAGAAAGCGAGGGAAAAGAUAAUCAUAUCAAUUCAGGACAAGGAUGGGCAGCAACAGAUACGUGUGUAUAAGGAUGACAAGUUCGACAAGCUUUUCAAGGCGUACGCCAAGAAGGCCAAACUCAACCCAUCCGAUCUGACUUUCGUAUUUGAUGGCGACAAAAUCAACCCAUCAAGUACACCCGAGGACCUUGAUCUGGAGGACGAUGACAUGAUUGAGGUGCGCCAUAAGGGACGCAAGGAAUAGGGACUGCUGGACGCCAUAAGUUCGAUAUUCGGACAGUAAAUCUUGAACCGGAACUUUGGAAAAUGCAUGCAAUCAGAUCCUAUCUCAACCCUGAAGAAAUUUCAGCAUCAAGAAAACCUACUGGCUAAAGCCUAUUGUAAUUGUGAAGUUUUCGUGAGUGUUACAAAAUCUAGAUUCUAAUGACCCAUUUCUCAA